Messenger RNA from Puccinia graminis f. sp. tritici CRL 75-36-700-3, 360 nucleotides. RefSeq lists its product as uncharacterized. The transcript has 2 exons. The coding region runs from base 1 to 360 and encodes 119 amino acids. The record is from RefSeq and is a predicted model, not a curated record. NCBI's taxonomy places the organism in Eukaryota, Fungi, Basidiomycota, Pucciniomycetes, Pucciniales, Pucciniaceae.
AUGGAGUCGCCUCAUAGGCGAUUCGGGCUGGCCUCUUUGCUUCUCCACCAUGCACCUGGGGGAAACUGGGCCAGCGCGCCGCUGUGGCACCUUCAGACAGGCCUCCGAGGCGGCGGUUCGAGGGUGACUAGUUUGAGUGUUACAGCAUGGCCGUCUCCGGGAGUCGACGAGGGGCUAUCACAACUAAGUUGCCCCGGGAACGCUCUCACAAAGCAGCCACGUCGGAAGAAUGACGUGAACUUUGUCAACGAAUUCCCUGUCAGGCUGUUUGUGGCCCAGGUUACCAUGACACACGGCGGCUACAUACCUGACCGUGCAAUAACGGCAUGCAACAUUGGUCUGGCCGGCGCCGUUCGGUGA